Messenger RNA from Penicillium canariense, 1179 nucleotides. It is a transcript of the gene preB, whose product is annotated as alpha-factor pheromone receptor STE2. Gene Ontology annotation, biological process: G protein-coupled receptor signaling pathway. The record is from RefSeq and is a predicted model, not a curated record. Lineage: Eukaryota; Fungi; Ascomycota; Eurotiomycetes; Eurotiales; Aspergillaceae. Gene Ontology annotation, cellular component: G protein-coupled receptor homodimeric complex; membrane. Gene Ontology annotation, molecular function: mating-type factor pheromone receptor activity; pheromone binding. The coding region runs from base 1 to 1179 and encodes 392 amino acids. The transcript has a single exon.
AUGGCGACCUUUGAACCCUACACGAAAACGCACCCGGAGAGACUGCCCGAUUUUGACCCUUUCACGCAGUCCUUCAACUUGAGCUAUCCCGAUGGCACCCCCUUUACCAUAUCUGUGACCGAUGUGGAUACAUUCAUCCAGUACAACGUCCGAAUCUGCAUCAACUAUGGGUCCCAAUUCGGAGCGUCGAUCGUACUGUUCGUGAUCCUUCUGCUCCUAACCCGGCGGGAGAAGCGUGCGUCAUCCGUGUUUCUUCUCAAUUCCACGGCAUUGCUAUUCAACAUCAUCCGGCUACUCUUACAACUGAUGCAUUUCACUACCGGAUUCGAGCAUUUUUACCCAUACUUCUCUCUGGACUACUUGCAGGUGAACCGUAGUGCAUUUGCCAUGUCCAUCACGGGCAGUGUCUUCGAGUCACUGGUCGUUGCCUGUAUUGAGGCCUCGCUAGUGGUCCAGGUACACGUGGUAUGUGCAACCAUACGCCGCCGCUAUCGGUGGCCGCUCCUGGCCCUAUCAAUCGCAGUGGCCCUGGCGACUAUUGCAUUCCGCCUGGCAUGGAUGGUCGAGAAUAGUAUCGCCAUCAUGGAACUGUCCUACAUGGACACAAUCUGGUGGCUGGAGAGCGCCUGCAACAUUGUGAUUACCGUCAGUGUGUGCUUUUUCUGUGCCGUCUUCGUGACAAAGCUGGGGUUUGCUCUUCGUCAGCGACGUCGACUCGGGGUGCGAGAUUUCGGGCCGAUGAAGAUCGUCUUUGUGGGUGGAUGUCAGACAUUGACCAUCCCGGCUGUAUUCUCCAUCACCCAAUACUUCGUCGUCUUCCCUGAGCUAUCCUCGAACCUCUUGACCCUGGUCGCCAUUUCCCUGCCGCUAUCGUCCAUCUGGGCUGGCGCCAAUCUCGACCAUGGGCAGCACAGCGAUACUCAGCCCCUUCACCGCCGCAACCUCUGGCGUGCCCUUGCAUUCGGAGUCAACAACACUACACUCAAUAAUGCCGCUUCGGAAAAGCAAACCUCGACAACCGGGAUGACAGCCAGCACAGCUGCCAAAACUCUCUGCUAUUCGAACCAGCCAUUGAGCAUGAUGAGCAAGCAGUCGCAUGAUUCCAUGGACCCCCUCGCAAUUGCUGUGGAGCAUGACAUCUUCAUUGACAGUAUCCGACGGAAGCAUUCCAUCGUUUGA